Cryptomeria japonica (Japanese cedar) is the source of this 1091-nucleotide messenger RNA. RefSeq lists its product as uncharacterized. NCBI's taxonomy places the organism in Eukaryota, Viridiplantae, Streptophyta, Pinopsida, Cupressales, Cupressaceae. The transcript has a single exon. Bases 209 to 727 code for a protein of 172 amino acids. Gene Ontology annotation, molecular function: protein dimerization activity. Gene Ontology annotation, biological process: regulation of DNA-templated transcription. The record is from RefSeq and is a predicted model, not a curated record.
AGUGAUAUACACAUCCAAGAGACAACCAGCAACAGAAAUAAAUUCAUUUAUAUAUGCCUCCCCACACACUCGUGUAUGCACUACUUUAUAUUUAUUUGUAGUGAAUAUAUCUCUUUUUCAUGUUCAUGCUGAAUCUUUUUUGUAGCCCAUUUUGAUUCUUUUCCCUGAUAUCCACUCCUUUGCCUUUGAAAUUCACAAGUAUUGUUAUAUGGAGAGCUGUGAUAACUCUGUUAAUGAGAAGGUUGGUCUUAGGCCAAGGAGCCUAAUGGGUGAUUUGUCUGAGAAUGUGGAACCAAGCCAUCUUUUGCAGCUGUUCUUGAAGGUGAAGAAGUUUAGAAAAAUGGGCUCUGAGAAAAAUGCAGUCUUGGUGAGAGAGAAAGGGAGAAAAGUCAUCAAGAGGGUUGUUGGAUUGAGAAAAAGAGCUGCAAGAAGAUCAAGAUAUUAUCACAGUUAUGUCAGAAUAAGAUCAGCAAUGGGUAAUCCAUAUCAUAAUUGUAAUCCUAGUCAGUCACAUUGUAUAUACAGAAGGUUGAAGAAGCUGCAGAGUCUCAUUCCUGGUGGCAGGAAGAUGGGUGUUGAUGUUCUGUUUCAGGAGACUGCUGAGUAUAUCCUCUUCUUGAAAAUGCAAGUUCAUUUCUUGCAGACACUCUCCAAUAUUUUGAGCACUACCACUAAUGUUCCUCAUCAUGCAUUGGGUAAUUCCCUCAAAUCAGUUAAUGAUUCCUGAUGCAGUCUUCUCUUCUAGUCAUAUGAUUUUCACAGUCCAUAGUAUUGUAUAGUUUCUAGUUUAGAUCAUGUAAGUUUUUUCCUUCAACAUUUUGGAUCAAACUCCAUGAUCCAUCAUCAGGAAAGCAGCAAGAUAAGGAAGGAGAAAAAUGUAGAAUUGUUAACAGACCAAGCAAGAUAAUAUUGUUUUCUUGUUUAAUAAAUGUAAUGGCUAUGUCAGGCUCAGGAUCUUGAAGAAGAAAUGGUUCUAGUGCUGUCUGUAAAACAUUGUGACUGAAUAUGUAUAAUGGUUUCACCUGAUUGAAUCCAUGCAUUUAGGUCACUUGUAUGCAAUUCCAAACUGCUUUUUCCAAAGUUUGCAUGCU